Messenger RNA from Nilaparvata lugens (brown planthopper), 552 nucleotides. RefSeq lists its product as uncharacterized. NCBI's taxonomy places the organism in Eukaryota, Metazoa, Arthropoda, Insecta, Hemiptera, Delphacidae. The annotation marks the transcript as partial. The record is from RefSeq and is a predicted model, not a curated record. The transcript is spliced from 4 exons.
CAGAUGUCUAUUUCAAGUUGGCAAAUAGCACGAAUGUUGUUGAGUCGAAAGUUGUGAGAGUAGCCGUGGAUGGGAGUUCACCAGAAGUUAUCACUGAUAUUCAAUACCAGUUGCCUCCUUCAUCAAUCUACAGAACAAUGGUCCAAGAUCAUGGAUUCAAUCUGAGAAUAGGUUCAAAGACUGAAGGAGUUAUGAGAGCAGAUUAUGUGGUUUGUGAAAAAGAUAAAGAUGGAAGUGGUAAUUAUUUGAAGCCUAUUUGGCCAGUCAUUGAGGUGGGGAUUAACGAAAUGAAUGGGGUGCAGCAUGCUCUCGUUAGCGAUGAUGAACUGAUCAACCUAUUUACCAGGCGUCAUAAAUCCUGGUCAUGUCAAUCACCAAGCAAUCAGAAUGUGAGCUUUACAAGAGCAGAGAGUUUCCUAACAUUUACUGUGCCAGUUCACUAUGUUGAGUAUUAUGAUGGAGUCGACAUAUUAUGGCCGAAGAGAAGGGAAGAUGGAUUAGUAAGAGUUGUGGAGGUGAAAUUUAUUUCAGGCGGAAAAGUCAUUCGUUUUG